Thamnophis elegans (Western terrestrial garter snake) is the source of this 1646-nucleotide messenger RNA. RefSeq names its product transcription factor EC (gene TFEC). Gene Ontology annotation, biological process: regulation of transcription by RNA polymerase II. The record is from RefSeq and is a predicted model, not a curated record. The transcript is spliced from 8 exons. Bases 1 to 1143 code for a protein of 380 amino acids. NCBI's taxonomy places the organism in Eukaryota, Metazoa, Chordata, Lepidosauria, Squamata, Natricidae. Gene Ontology annotation, cellular component: nucleus. Gene Ontology annotation, molecular function: DNA-binding transcription factor activity, RNA polymerase II-specific; protein dimerization activity; RNA polymerase II cis-regulatory region sequence-specific DNA binding.
AUGCCUCAUUUGACAGAUUGCUCUUGCUAUCAGGUUCAAGCCCACCUGGAAAAUCCAAUGAGGUAUCACAUUCAGCAAAUUCCACAGCAUCAAAUGAAACCAUUCCUGACCCUGGAUACCAAGUUAUCUAACCACUCUCUAUCACUGCCUCAUUCCCAAUCUGUAUCUUCUUCAGGAUCUACACCUAUAAUAAAGAGUGGUCAUUUGCCACCUACUACUAAUAUCAGCAUUCCUGAAAAUCCAGUAACCAAGAUACUAACUCUUGGAGGAGAACAUGAAAAUGGGAUGGAAGACGUUAUUGAUGAUAUAAUCAACAUGGAAUCAAAUUUUAAUGAUGAAGGGAUAAGUCCUAUUGAAACACCACUGCUCAUGCCAAGAGUGCUUUCAAGUAGCAUUCUGGAUAUGUACAACAGUGACCAAGGAAUGACGGCUGCCAAUAUGGGUCUUACCAAUACUUCCUGUCCUCCUAAUUUGCCAGUUAAAAUUGAAAUCACAGAUACACACAGAAUCACAAAAGAGAGACUAAAAAAGGACAACCAUAACCUCAUUGAAAGAAGACGGAGGUAUAACAUUAAUUAUCGGAUCAAAGAGCUUGGCACCCUUAUUCCAAAGUCUAAUGAUCCUGAUAUGCGCUGGAAUAAAGGAACUAUUUUAAAGGCAUCAGUGGAGUAUAUCAAGUGGUUACAGAAAGAACAACAGAAAGCUCAAGAAUUAGAGCAGAGGCAGAAGAAAUUAGAGCAGGCUAAUAGGAGACUGUUGCUACGAAUUCAGGAGCUAGAAAUACAAGCACAUGCCCAUGGACUACCCACCAUGUCUUCAGUCAGCGUGGUUGACUUAGCAUCCAGGGUCAUGAGACAACAGGCAUAUCCAGAAGAGAAUUCAAUAGACUAUAUUCAACAUCUAGCCAUGGCUCAUGAGCAACAUGCUGAUCUACAUGACCCAGUUGCAGCCUUUUCUGAUCCCCUCUCCCAUUUUACAGACUUGUCUUUUAGUGCUGCCUUAAAAGAACAGAGACUAGAAGAAAUAUUACUAGAUGAUACAAUAUCGCCACUUGGGAUAGACCCUCUUUUAUCUUCUGUGUCUCCUGCUGUAUCAAAAGGAAGCAGCCGAAGGAGCAGUUGCAGUUCAGGUGAUGACGUAUAACAUAGAAGAAUAUUCCAUAGAUAGAAUAAAAGGAAUUCUCCCUUGUUUUACUGGUGCUAUAUUUAUGUUACUGCUUAUUUCAGCACAAUCAGGUUGGUUGCUGAUAGAAUGUGUUUUAGAAAGGAUUGAGUAUGAAAUAAAAAAUAAGAAAAUGUUCCAACUAUAUAGAGAGUAGUAAGAUUUUACUCUUAGGCAAGACAAGUGGGGCACAUUUUCAAGGAGAACAUUACUUUUUCAUACACACAGGGCAAACAUUUUGAACGACAGUUUAAUUUAUUCAUUACAAAUUCUCUGAAUCAUGAAAAGAAGUUUGAGAUAACUCUUUGGCCUCUGUGCAUGGAAGUUAAUAUAUAGAAGGCCUACCGUACCUUUUUAUGUAGAAACAUGUGUAAAAUAUACUUAUUUCCAUAACUCUCUUGUUUGGAAGUGAUGACUCAAACCAUCAGACAUUUUGUAUCAUUCUUAUUUAUUUACCAGGAAUGCUGUACAUACAUUACCUUACA